UUGAACGGCGAUUGCGUUAGAUUUCUGCAAUAAGUUGGGUUGAUUUGACUGAAAACAUUCUCGCAAAUGAAUUGUGUAUGCGGCCGACAUUUUGUCUCAGGAAGAGCAGCGAAAAGUUGGGACAAAUACAAUGUUGACUGGCUGCCGACUUUAAACUUGGGCCAUAAAAAGAACGUGGAGAAACGAAAUAUAGAACAAGUUUCACAAAGAGGACAGAGAGCUAAUGAUAAAGAAAAGAAAUGAAAGGAGUAUGAAGAGAGGGAACACAAGCUUGCAGAGGAAAUCGCAGCAAAGAAGCUUUGAUUAAAUGAAGCGGGUGAACAGGUAUCAGAUAUUUCCUUUGCCAAAGAACUUCCAAAGUAUGUUGAUUCUAGUACACAAACAGAGGAGUUUGACAAUUUAGUAGCUGCUGUGCCACCACAGUGACCAUUUUGUGAGGAAGAAUUUUGCAAUGAUGACAAGAGGGUAAAGUUUUACACCGGAUUACCUUCGCUUGACACGUUAAAAGUUAUUUUUCUUCGCAUUGUUCCCUUUGUUACUCGUAAGCCCCAACAUUUGACUCCCUUUCAAGAAUUUGUAAUGAUUUUGAUGAAGCUAAGACUUAAUAUGCCUUUGGAAGAUCUCUCCUACCGAUGUAAUGUGUCGGUUUCUACUGUGUCAAGAACAUUUCAGGCGUGGAUGAUUGUGAUGGAUGUAAGGCUGAAGCCCUUUAUUAAGUGGCCAGAACAUGAAGAACUCUGGCGUACCAUGCCUCAAUGUUUUCAAUACUCAUUUGGCAAAAAGACUAAGGUAAUUAUCGAUUGCUUUGAAGUGUUUAUCGACCGACCGUCGAACCUACUGGCACAAGCAAAGACCUUCUCAAACUACAAGCACCACAACACUGUGAAGGUCUUGAUAGGUAUUACUCCACAGGCAACUAUUUCAUUUAUCUCAAAAGCCUGGGGAGGGAGAACUUCCGAUAAGUUCUUAACAGACAAUUGUGGCAUACUAGACAAGCUACUACCUGGUGACCUUGUUCUGGUAGAUCGGGGGUUUACCAUACAAGAAUCCCUUAUGUUUAAGCAGGCUCAGUUGGCAAUUCCUGCCUUCACACGUGGUAAAGACCAACUAGACCCAGUGGAUAUCGAGGCAACCAGGGGCAUCGCUAAUGUGCCUAUCCAUGUGGAGCGGGUCAUUGGUCUCCUUCAACGGAAGUAUACUAUUUUAAGUGGAACCCUUCCAAUUGAUUUUCUGAUGUGCGACCCUAAUGGAUCACAAGAAGAAUCAACUCCUAUGAUUGACCGAAUAAUAAGU
Messenger RNA from Orbicella faveolata, 1293 nucleotides. RefSeq lists its product as uncharacterized. The record is from RefSeq and is a predicted model, not a curated record. NCBI's taxonomy places the organism in Eukaryota, Metazoa, Cnidaria, Anthozoa, Scleractinia, Merulinidae.